Molecule: messenger RNA, 438 nt
Organism: Rotaria sp. Silwood1
Lineage: Eukaryota; Metazoa; Rotifera; Eurotatoria; Philodinida; Philodinidae
Source: the annotation of a GenBank genome assembly
AUGAUUCAAAAUGUAGGUCGAUCAGCAGUAACAACAGUCUCUCGUUAUGUAUCGAGUAAAAUUGAUUGGAGUCAUCUAUUGAAAAUACGUAGUUCUAAUACAACAACAGUAUCUAAUCUUCAAGCUAAAUGGAGCCAAGCUGCUAUGAAAUUAGUUAAAUAUGAAAAUAUUCAAAUUUCUUAUCCAAAUGAUACAGCAAAUCGAUUUAAAAAACUUGAACAAUAUGCUAAGAUUGAAGAACAAUGUGCUCGAGAAUUAAUAAAAUUAGCUAAAAGUAGUGAAUUAUUACCACAUAAACAUGAAUGGGUUAUGCCAGAUAAAGCACUUGUCCCUAUUAAUGCUCCACCACUACCUAAACAAGUAUUUUUUGAUACUCAUGGACAUGAUGAUGUUAAAAAAGAACCAGUGCCGGAAGCAAACAUUAAUGUAUUCUGUUGA